Molecule: messenger RNA, 700 nt
Organism: Puntigrus tetrazona (Sumatra barb)
Lineage: Eukaryota; Metazoa; Chordata; Actinopteri; Cypriniformes; Cyprinidae
Exons: 2
Coding region: 53-700 (215 amino acids)
Source: RefSeq, a predicted model, not a curated record
GGCCAGAUAAGCCACGUCAGGCUCGCACUCCAGUGAGCUACGACACUCCUACAUGCUGUCUCUGACUGUUAUCUCUUUUGUAUCUUCUAGAAGCCAGUCCUUGAACCGCGACACGGAGCUAAUUCCCCCAAGAAUCACCGUUGCCGUACUCACCGACUGCACCCAGAGCACCGAGCACCCAGAAGAUAACGCCACUGACAGCGCUAAGCGCUCGCGACCCGGCCAGGAGAUGGAGGAGCUGCUACAGCAACUCACAGAGGUGUCCCUUCGACAGCAGCAGAUCGUAGAACACCUGGCGAACCGACAAGGGCAGCUCGAGCAGGAGCUCGCUGCCCAGGGUGCCGCCGCUCGACCGCGCCCCGCCGUGCCCGAUCCCCGCAUUCAAGCAGCGCAACUCCUUCCUAAAAUGACCAGCUAUGACGACCCAGAGAUUUUUUUACAGAUGUUCGAGAAUGUCGCCGUCACGGAAGGAUGGGAUCGCCAAGAGUGGGCACGCGCGCUGGCCCCGCUGCUAACUGGAGAAGCGCAGCGCAGCUUCUAUGCCAUGCCGGCUGACCUGGCUGCCAACUAUGACGACCUGAAACGGGAGAUCCUCGGAAGGGUCGGUCUAUCUCCGAUCUGCGCAGCCCAGGGUUCUUUGACUGGGCGUUCCAACCACGCCCGACCGGCCGGGCUCAAGUCGCCGAGCUCACCCGUCUAG